AUGUCGGUCAGUCCGGUGCAGGUGUUGGUGAGGCGUUGGCGGAGGAGAAUUGGCCCGGUGGCAACAGAUGGUAUCUGUGGUGACUUUACUGUUGGUUGGGUCCGAUGUAGAGAGCGGCGAGGCAGUGGAGGAUGGUUGGCAGUGCAGGAGACCCCUACUUCAGAGGAUUUGAAGCACUUUGCUAAAAAACUGAAGAAGAAACGGAUAAUUAUGGGGUUCACACAGGCUGAGGUGGGCCUGGCUCUCGGCGCUCUGUACGGCAAGAUGUUCAGCCAGACCACCAUCUGCAGGUUCGAAGCGCUGCAGCUGAGCUACAAGAACAUGUGUAAGCUGAGGCCCCUGCUCCAGCGGUGGUUGGAGGAGGCUAAGGACAAUGAGAACUUCCAGGAGCUGUGCAGCAUGGAACAGAGGCUGGCAACAGCCCGGAAGAGGAAACGGCGUACAAGCAUUGACAGUAACGUGAAGGGGCUGCUGGAGGCUGCCUUCAUAAAGUGUCCAAAACCGUCCGCUCAGGAGAUUAUCCAGAUCGCAGAUGACCUCAAUCUGGAGAAAGAUGUCGUCCGAGUCUGGUUCUGCAAUCGGCGUCAGAAAGGAAAGCGGGCGCUGUUCCACGGCGGAGAGGAUUCUGAGGGAGUGCCCGGCUAUGGCCCGCUACCCAUGCAACAUGCCCCACUGGGGCUGCCCAGUCCACUUGCCCCCCACCAGGGGUACGUUGGGGAAGCCAUCGGCACUGUGUACACUCCCCACUUCCACAAGGGGAGCCUGUACCGACAACAGCCUGCGCCAGCGCCUGGGACGAUGCACUCGAGCUAGGAAGCGACAAGCCAUCAGCGAGCACGGUGGGGGGAGCCUUGGCGAGGCUGCUUCGGGCAUUAGCAGACGGUGCAGUCGUCACCAUAGGCAGCUUCUUGUGUUUGACAAGGAAACUUUACUCUCGCAGCUGGAAUGAGAACAUUCGCUCGAGGGAACGGAGACCCAGCCUCAGUCUGCAGUGAUGACCCACCGGUCCAGGACUCCCUUUGCAUUUCCAUCACAUUGUCUGUGUGCCAAGGUGUUGGCUGCUUGUGGCAGGGAUUGUUCAGGUCUCUGGUGAUGGCAUUUCCCCUGUCACCCACCCUGCACUCAAUCCCUUAGCAACGUCAUCGGAUUUCACUCUUACCAAAUGUAUCACAUUGUUGGGAAUGAGGUACUGUUUGGACCCACAAGACGCGACUUUUUGUUUCGAAACUGCGGCCUGUUACAGUCAGAAGCACCCACUCCUGUUUUGUUGCACUGCCCCUUACCAACCCUGUUCUCUCUUUUCCCCACUGGCACAGCCCCUCCGAAACUCGGUUCCUGCUCUGAAUCCGGGUGCCAAGACUGAAUGGGUUUUCGUCCCCCUCAUCCACCGUCUGUGCAGAAACCCAUUUCCUCCAACCAAAUCUAGUGGCCUCAUUCAUUCCUCAUUGCGGAUUGCCCCUGAUUCUCUGUCAGUUCAGAGAUGUUGCAAUUAGGCUGCAGUGCCC
Molecule: messenger RNA, 1505 nt
Organism: Rhincodon typus (whale shark)
Lineage: Eukaryota; Metazoa; Chordata; Chondrichthyes; Orectolobiformes; Rhincodontidae
Product: POU domain, class 5, transcription factor 3
Exons: 5
Coding region: 1-813 (270 amino acids)
Biological process (GO): regulation of transcription by RNA polymerase II
Molecular function (GO): RNA polymerase II cis-regulatory region sequence-specific DNA binding; DNA-binding transcription factor activity, RNA polymerase II-specific
Source: RefSeq, a predicted model, not a curated record